AUGAUACAAACAGAUUAUAAUCAACUAUCAUAUGUUGAAAUGGUCCAACAAUCGGUAGUAAUUGAAGAAGCAAAAUAUCCCACAUUAGAUCCAAUCAUUUUUAGUAAUGAACAAGGUGUAAAGGAAAUAAAGAAUGAUGGAUAGGUUGAGCAUUCAGCACCUCUUAAGGAAACAUAGAACAGAGCUCGCUUCUUAACCAGAUACUAUUGUUACUCAAUUCUAUAAUACAUAGGAGUUUUAUCAUUAUUUUUAUUGACCCAAGAUUUUAGAUUUGUUGAGGUUCUGUGUAUUGUGGAAUAUAGUCCAUUGGAUGGAAAUCAAUAUUUUUAUUAUUCCUCAGAGGAAUACAGAAAUGGAGAGGACUACAGGAAACUAUUCGGGAGGUACGAUUCUUUGUCAAAAUACUCAUUCAGGUGGACUUUCUAUGCCUCAUUAGCAUUAACUAUUAUAUUAACACUAAUUAUAGUUAUUGGAAGAUCUUCUCAAAUGAUUGUAUGAAAUCCUUAAUAAUCUUAUUAGACAAAGCUUUAAAAGUGGCUGUACAUAGUUUACACCAUUUUAAUUGCCUUAGAUUUGGGAGGAUUUGCAUGCAUUUCAAAAGGGUCAUGGAGAAACGAUGCUAAAAUAAUGUAUACAAAGAUUGUGUGUGGUGGUUUAAUUGGGAAUGCUCUACUCUAAAUCUUGCUGAUUAAGUUGAACAAAUCAUAUUCAAAUGGAAAACUACCCAUCAUUUUAAUUUGUCUACUGUUCACAAUCAACAAUCUUCUAUUUGCAUUUGGUUGCAGUUACAGUCUACCAAUUUUUGUUUUUGAAAUAUUAUUACCUUACGGAAUAUACUAUUUCAACCAAUUGAACAAAUCAUUAUUAACAAAUCCAAAAGAUUUACCGAAGUCAUUCAAUAUCUUGGAAUAUUUAAACAAAUAAUGCUCAAAAACUGAGACAGCCCUCCCAGACUAGAUAGGCAGUAAUUUGGCAUAGGUGAAGGGCGAUAAUCUCAUUAUCAACAAGAAGAUAUUGUUGGGUUAUUCAGUAAUUUUUGGUUAUUUGAUUUUCUUGAUCAUUUUGGGUUUUGUGGACGGUGGAGUUUGUAUUUUUAUGUCAGCAUCGACCCUGAUGUCUUUGCUUAAUACAUAGGUUGCUUCGUAGGUAUAGAUUAUAGUAUUAAUGAGUUUAGAGUCUUAAGGAUGAGGAUAUAUUGAUAGCAGUGUGUUUGACAUAUGUUGAUUUCUUCAGUCCAAUCAAAAACUUCAUCAGGUCGAUGAAAAAAUGA
Molecule: messenger RNA, 1270 nt
Organism: Paramecium octaurelia
Lineage: Eukaryota; Ciliophora; Oligohymenophorea; Peniculida; Parameciidae
Source: the annotation of a GenBank genome assembly